UUAGACUUUCCUGCACCGCGUGUACAGAACUUUUGAUCACAACAAAGAAUAACUUCACUCCCAAGUUCUCUUCUUCAAUAUUCUUGGUCUCAUUUCCUUCCUCCCUCACCCAUUUAUUUGCUAUAAAAGUCAUAAUUAUUGUCCCCUUAUAUUGACCAUAACCAAAAAUUAAAGCUGCCUACAAUUUACUCACAUAUAUAUAUCCCAAUCAAAGCCAAAGAAGAAAAAAAUUCUAACAGGAAUAGACAAAGAGAAGAUCAUAAGACUGAUUAUUGCGGAAAGAUAAGAAAAAGGAAACUUUCUAGCACUCCUGUUUAUUUUUAAUUUGUUAAGGGAUGGUGAAGGUGACAAUUAUAGGGAGGGUGAGUGAUGGAAUGCCCCUAGCCCAAGGUCCAAGACAUGUUGUUAAUGAAGAGAAUGAUGUCUUAACAACUUACAAGCAACAAGCUGAGUUCAUUCUCAAGGAAAUUUCAUUACAAGCCUUGCCCUCCUCCAAGAUGACAAUUCUUGUAGAUCACCACUGCUUCAACUACAUAGUUGAGAAUGGGAUUUGCUUCCUAACGUUAUUCGAGUCAUCAUAUCCAAGAAAGCUGGCAUUCCAUUAUCUACAAGAUUUGCAGCUGGAGUUUGAAAGACUAGAUAGGAGCCUCGCUGACAGAAUUACAAAGCCAUAUACCUUCAUCAAACUUGAUACUAUCAUUGGCAACAUUAGGAAGCAAUAUGUGGAUACAAGAACACAGGCAAAUUUAUCUAAGCUAAAUGCUCAUCGUCAAAAGGAUGUCGAUAUUAGGACAGAGGAAUUAUCACUAAUAACAGAGAGAAGACGAAGAGCAGAAAUGAUAGAGAGAAUGACGGAAGCUCAUAUAAGUACUUCUCCAAUUUGGGGGUCUAAAAGGCUUGAGAUCAUCGCGCUGAAAUGGACACCAGUUACAAUCCUUCUCGUUGUUGCUUCUGCUCUUCUAUGGACCGGCUUAAUCCUCCAAGAUGAUUUUCGAUAAUGGUGAACCAAACUUUACAUGAAAGAUCUUCUUCUAAUGUCUCCAAGGAAAAUGCUUCAAUGGUGUAAAUGAAGAAAUCGUCAGGAUAUCCACUGGCUGGAGACUAGCGGGGGCCAAUUAGGAACGUGGACAUAACCAGAUAAAGAUGCCUCUGGGCACAUGAUUUGUGCUAUAUUGUUAUUGGAUUUGAAGCCUUAUUCAUCUGAUUAUUUGUCCUGUAAAUGGAUUAACUUAAUGUAUUUAUUUUUUAUGUCAAAUUGUUUACCUGUUAGACUACUUGCCACUUGCAAUGUCAAAUGGUUAUCGAUAUGCCUUCUACCACCUUGUAAAAAUAUCAUCAUUUGCAAAAUCAAUAAAAACUAGUACUAUAUUAUCUGCUGAA
Messenger RNA from Lycium barbarum (goji berry), 1380 nucleotides. Its product is annotated as 25.3 kDa vesicle transport protein SEC22-1. NCBI's taxonomy places the organism in Eukaryota, Viridiplantae, Streptophyta, Magnoliopsida, Solanales, Solanaceae. The transcript is spliced from 5 exons. Gene Ontology annotation, cellular component: Golgi membrane; SNARE complex; ER to Golgi transport vesicle membrane. The coding region runs from base 336 to 998 and encodes 220 amino acids. The record is from RefSeq and is a predicted model, not a curated record. Gene Ontology annotation, molecular function: SNAP receptor activity. Gene Ontology annotation, biological process: vesicle fusion with Golgi apparatus; endoplasmic reticulum to Golgi vesicle-mediated transport; retrograde vesicle-mediated transport, Golgi to endoplasmic reticulum.